Messenger RNA from Tremella mesenterica DSM 1558, 729 nucleotides. RefSeq lists its product as uncharacterized. NCBI's taxonomy places the organism in Eukaryota, Fungi, Basidiomycota, Tremellomycetes, Tremellales, Tremellaceae. Gene Ontology annotation, biological process: transmembrane transport. The record is from RefSeq and is a predicted model, not a curated record. Gene Ontology annotation, cellular component: plasma membrane. Gene Ontology annotation, molecular function: water channel activity. The annotation marks the transcript as partial. The transcript has 8 exons.
GAUUUUAUAGCUAUGAUAGGAGAAUACACAGGUACUGUCCUCUUCCUCAUCUUUGCUUUGGGAGGAACGAACGUGGCUUUGAUCCCCAACACGAGUGUGACGGGCGACACCACGAUUGGACAAAGCGGAUCGACCGCUUCCACAGUAAACACCUCGAACUUAUUGUAUAUCGCCCUAUCAUUCGGAUUCUCUUUGGCUGUGAACGCAUGGAUCUUCUUCCGUGUCUCUGGAGGGUUGUUCAAUCCUGCCGUGUCGCUUGGUAUGGUUCUGGUCGGUUCUAUCACACCCGUUCGAGGAGUCCUCCUCUCCUUUUCUCAGAUAUUGGGGGGAAUCACCGGAGCCGCCAUUAUACAAGCUAUCACACCUGGUACUUUAAACGUCCGUACGACUUUGGGAGGAGGGACAAGUGUAGCUCAAGGAUUAUUCAUCGAGAUGUUCCUUACCGCCUUGUUGAUGUUGGCCAUCCUCUUGUUGGCUGCGGAGAAGCAUGCGGCGACUUUCAUCGCCCCUAUUGGUAUUGGGCUAGCUUUAUUUAUCGCCGAAUUGUUGGGGGUUUAUUAUACCGGCGGUUCUCUCAACCCUGCGAGAUCAUUUGGACCCUCUGUCGUGCUCAAGACAUUUGAACAUUAUCACUGGAUCUACUGGCUCGGACCAGCCAUGGGCGCUGUGAUAGCCGCUGGGUUCUUCAGAAUGCUCAAAUUCCUACAAUACGAGACUGUACUCGGUCCG